Lepidothrix coronata (blue-crowned manakin) is the source of this 2419-nucleotide messenger RNA. RefSeq names its product SLU7 homolog, splicing factor (gene SLU7). The transcript has 16 exons. Gene Ontology annotation, biological process: mRNA splicing, via spliceosome. Bases 108 to 1850 code for a protein of 580 amino acids. The record is from RefSeq and is a predicted model, not a curated record. NCBI's taxonomy places the organism in Eukaryota, Metazoa, Chordata, Aves, Passeriformes, Pipridae. Gene Ontology annotation, molecular function: pre-mRNA 3'-splice site binding. Gene Ontology annotation, cellular component: spliceosomal complex.
GGCUCACGAGCGGGGCGGGCCCAGGAGCAGGCCCCACCCCGGAAGUGGGUGUGCGGCCGCAGGGCAUUGUGGGUCGGUGGCGCAGCCCGGCAGGGCACAGAACCAAAAUGGCAUCGGGGGUGGUAGCGAACGCCACCCCUGCAGGAGGGGCAAACGACGUGAGCCUGGAGGAGCCGAAGAAGAUGACAAGGGAAGACUGGAGGAAAAAGAAGGAACUGGAAGAACAGAGAAAACUCGGAAAUGCACCUGCUGAGGUGGAUGAAGAAGGAAAGGAUAUCAAUCCUCAUAUUCCCCAGUACAUCUCCUCAGUGCCAUGGUACAUAGAUCCUUCUAAAAGACCCACCCUAAAGCAUCAGAGACCUCAGCCAGAGAAGCAGAAACAGUACAACUCCUCUGGAGAUUGGUACAAACGAGGAGUUCAGGAGAACUCUGUGGCCACGAGGUACCGAAAAGGAGCCUGUGAGAACUGUGGGGCCCUGACACACAAAAAGAAGGACUGCAUGGAGAGGCCCAGGAAAGUUGGAGCAAAAUACACAGGCAUGAACAUUGCCCCGGAUGAACACGUGCAGCCCCAGCUGAUGUUUGACUACGACGGGAAGCGGGAUCGCUGGAAUGGGUAUAACCCAGAGGAGCACAUGAAGAUCGUGGAGGAAUAUUCCAAGGUUGAUUUGGCCAAACGUACCCUGAAAGCACAGAAGCUUCAGGAGGAGCUGGCAUCAGGGAAGCUGGAGCAAGUGAACUCCCCAAGACACCAGUGGGGAGAAGAGGAGCCCAAUUCACAGACAGAAAGAGAUCAUAACAGUGAAGAUGAAGAUGAAGAUAAAUAUGCAGAUGACAUUGAUAUGCCUGGGCAGAACUUUGACUCUAAAAGACGUAUCACGGUUCGGAACCUGCGCAUUCGGGAAGAUAUUGCCAAAUACUUGAGGAAUCUAGAUCCAAACUCUGCUUAUUAUGAUCCCAAAACAAGGGCCAUGAGGGAGAACCCGUAUGCCAACACAGGCAAGAAUCCAGAUGAGGUUGGUUACGCCGGUGACAACUUCGUUCGCUACACGGGAGACACCAUUUCCAUGGCACAGACCCAGCUGUUUGCUUGGGAAGCUUAUGACAAAGGCUCUGAAGUUCAUCUUCAAGCAGACCCUACCAAAUUAGAGCUCCUCUAUAAAUCCUUCAAAGUGAAAAAAGAAGAUUUCAAGGCACAGCAGAAAGAAAGCAUCCUAGAGAAGUAUGGAGGACAAGAACACCUGGAUGCCCCACCAGCUGAGCUGCUGUUAGCUCAAACAGAAGAUUACGUGGAGUACUCCAGGCAUGGAACAGUCAUCAAAGGACAAGAGAAAGCUAUUGCUUGCUCUAAGUAUGAAGAGGAUGUAAAGAUCAACAACCAUACAUGCAUUUGGGGUUCAUACUGGAAAGAAGGCAAGUGGGGGUACAAGUGCUGCCACUCCUUUGUCAAGUACUCCUACUGCACAGGAGAGGCUGGGAAAGAAAUCGCUAACACAGAAGCAAGUUUACUGGAAGAGCAGCCUGGGGAGGAAGAACACAUGACAAAACCCAAAACACUGAUGGAGAUCCAUCAAGAGAAACAGAAAGAGAAGAAAAAGAAGAAGCACAAGAAGAGCUCAAAUUCAGACAGUGAGGGUGAAGAGAAAAAGAAGCAAGAAAAACUGAAAAAGGCACUAAAUGCAGAAGAGGCUCGUCUGCUCCACGUUAAAGAAAUCAUGCAGUUGGAUGAGAGGAAGAGACCCUACAACAGCCAGUUUGAGGCCAGGGAGCCAACAGAGGAGGAGAUGGAAGCCUACAGGAUGAAAAGGCAGAGACCUGACGAUCCCAUGGCCUCUUUCCUUGGACAGUGAUCACAGGGAAGAUCAUUCCGCUCCAAAAGGCUUUUUUUCAUACUUGUUUACAACUCUCCAGACACUUGAUUCCCUUCCAUGUGUCUCAAGUGCCAGAAGUGGCACCAGAGAAGUUUGUGCAAACUUCUUUCAGCAGACAGAAGCAGUCCAGUACUUAGAGCAAUGUCAUGAGUGUGUGUGGGUACAUGUAUGUGCACAAACACACACACAUAUAGAACAUAUGUGUAAAUAAAGUACAUGCAUGUACUGUGGAAAUCCUUGGAGGAGAAAAGAUCUGAUGCUGACUGAAAUUCUAGGUUGGUUUGGCCAACUAAUACAAGCAUAAAGUCAUGAUCCAGUAAAACUGACUCCUCAAAUGAAAUGGUCAGCAGGUAUCACUUAAUAUAGAGGAAAAAUUAUUGACAAAAAGUCAAUACAACUGCUAGAGCUUAUUUGUAAAGGGAGUUGUCUGUCUCGUGGCUUUGAAGGAAUGAGUAGUUUCUUCCUUGAUCACUUUGUAGUAAGUGUUUUGGAAAUGUAAAAAUCGAUUGCUUUGUACAAUUUGGAAUAAAUUAAUAUAAAAGUUUUAA